Metopolophium dirhodum (rose-grain aphid) is the source of this 1773-nucleotide messenger RNA. RefSeq names its product SCAN domain-containing protein 3-like. NCBI's taxonomy places the organism in Eukaryota, Metazoa, Arthropoda, Insecta, Hemiptera, Aphididae. The coding region runs from base 4 to 1773 and encodes 589 amino acids. The transcript has a single exon. The record is from RefSeq and is a predicted model, not a curated record.
ACUAUGUCGGAAGCAAAAAAGAAAAAAAGACAAUACAGUGCGGAAUACAUAAAAUACGGAUUUAUUCAAAGUCGGACAAAUCCAUCAUCGCCAAUGUGCCUCAUAUGUCAAAAAACAUUUUCAAAUGAAGCAAUGAAACCUUCUCGAUUACUCGAUCAUUUUAAUAAAAUGCAUUCAGAUAUGAAAGACAAAGAUGUGACUUACUUUCAAAAUAUGGAAAAAAAGUACGUAGCUCAACCUACUUUAUCAACGCUUUUUUCUGCGGCUUCUAAGCAAGACAAUGAUGGGCUUCGUGCGUCGUACAAUAUAUCACUAUUAAUUGCUAAAACAGGCAAACCACAUACCAUUGGGGAAGACUUAAUUUUACCAGCAAUAAAAGAAGUAAUAACAACUGUGCUCCAUAAACCAGCGGCAGAUAUUAUCCGAAAAAUUCCUUUGAGCAAUAGUUCUGUACAAAGACGAAUUGAUGAGAUGGCUGAAAAUAUUGAAGAAUCAUUGUGCAAUCAUUUGAAGACUUGUCAAUUUUCAAUUCAGUUGGAUGAGUCCACUUUACCAACUAAUGAAGCAUUAUUGUUAUCAUAUGUAAGGUUUAUAAAAUAUGAGAAAAUAUGUCAAGAACUAUUAUUUGCGAGAAAUUUAGAGACAAAUACAAAAGGAGAAACCAUAUUUAAUACACUAGAAAAGUUUUGUGAUGAAAAGCAAAUCCCUCUGAAGAAUAUUAUGUCAAUUGCUACUGAUGGUGCCCCAGCUAUGACAGGGCGACACAAAGGCUUCAUAGCGCAUUUAAAAAAUAAAGUUCCAGACGUGCUUGCUGUACAUUGCGUCAUUCAUCGCCAGCAUUUAGUUGCAAAAAAUCUGAGUGAACGCCUGCAUACAUCACUGCAUUAUGUUAUUAGAGCAGUUAAUAAAAUCAGAAGCAACUCACUAAAUGACAGAUUAUUUAGUCAACUUUGCGUUGCUAAUGAUGAAGAUUUCAAUCGAUUGCUGCUUCACACAGAAGUGCGCUGGCUGUCAAAAGGUACUUGUCUGACUCGAUUUUACAAUCUGUUUGACUCUGUGAUAGAGUUCCUGAAAAACAAAGACACAGAACUUCGCGAUAACCUCAUCACAUCAAAGAAUGAUAUUUCGUACUUGACAGACCUCUACAAGUUAUUUAAUGAUGUCAAUCUCCAACUUCAAGGUGACGACUUGAACUUGAUUAAAACAAAAACUGUCAUUUCUACAUUCGUUGCCAAACUGCAAUUAUACAAGAGAAAUAUUGGUAGACGUGAAUUUAAUAACUUUCCUAAUUUAGCAGCAGCAUCUUUUAUCAACGAUGACUUGGUUGUUUACUGUCAACACUUGGAGAACCUCCACAAUGAUUUCAAAGAACGAUUCCAGGACAUUUUAAACAUGGACAUACCAGACUGGGUAUUAGAUCCUUUUUCAAAUGUCAGCACAGCAGAAUCAUCCCAGUUAGAAGAACAACUUUUAGAAUUGACCACAAAUGAGGAAAUCAAAUUCAAAUUCAAGAAUGGCUAUCAAGAAUUUUGGCUGCAAAAGCCAAUCAUGGAACUGUACCCUAGUUUAUGGUCGAUUGUUCAACGAUUUCUGAUAGCAUUCCCGUCAUCGUAUUUGUCUGAACGUGGAUUCAGUGCUGUAGCAACACUGCUAACAAAAAAGAGAAAUCGGUUGCUUGUUACCGAACGCGGUGAUUUACGGCUGUUUUUAAGUAAAUUUGAGCCAGAUAUUAACAAACUCGUUAAUGCACAUCAAGUUCAUCCAUCACAUUAA